Molecule: messenger RNA, 1203 nt
Organism: Microtus oregoni (creeping vole)
Lineage: Eukaryota; Metazoa; Chordata; Mammalia; Rodentia; Cricetidae
Product: centromere protein P-like
Exons: 8
Coding region: 127-987 (286 amino acids)
Biological process (GO): CENP-A containing chromatin assembly
Cellular component (GO): chromosome, centromeric region; nucleus
Source: RefSeq, a predicted model, not a curated record
CUCCCCCGCGAGCUCGCGAAUGGUCCGCGCCUAGAAUGCGCGCGCGGCUUGAAGCUCCCGGCGAGAGAGGCGCCCUGACAGAGUUGUAGGGCGCAGUUUCCCCUGCAGUGCCGCGCUCCGGGUGCCAUGGACUCUGAGACCCGCCAGCUGCGCGCCCUGGAGGCGGAGGUCGCGGCGCUGCAGCGGGUGUGCACCAUGCUGCCAGAGCCCUGGGAGAAGACGUCCGGAGCCGGGAAAUCAUUUCAAAAAUUUCCCCAGUCAAAUUCUGAGGAAUGGAAAUCCUUGAAAGACCUGAAAAGCCAGUUUGAACAUUUAAAAUCUGAACUUUCUUUUCUAAGUAAACUUACUGGCAUCAAUAUAAAGAAUUAUUCCAAGAUUGAGGACAUUACAAACACUGAAGUGACGGAAAUGGAUACAAAGAAAGUUCUACAGAGACACAGAUUAUCAGGAAAUUGCAGCAUGGUUACAUUUCAACUGGAAUUUCAGGUUCUGCAAAUUGAGACUAAAGAGAAAUUAUCUUCUAUUAUAACUGACCUCAACAUAAUCAUGGAGCCCACAGAGUAUUCAGAAUUAAGUGAAUUUGCAUCUAGAGCAGAAGAAAAAAGAGAUUUGUUCAUGUUUUUCCGAAGUCUACAUUUUUUUGUGGAGUGGUAUGAAUAUCGUAAGAACACAUUUAAGCAUUUUAAGGAGAAGUAUCCAGAUAGUGUGUAUCUCUCAGAGGGCACCUGUUCCCACUGCAUGGAGAUCCGCAGUGCCAGACAGCCAGGGUUUGAACUGGUGAUUGUUUGGAAGAUACAAAUAGAUGAGGAAGGGAAGGUUUUUCCGAAGCUGGAUCUUCUCACCAAAGUCCCAGAGCGAGCCCUGGAGCUGGACAAGAACAAGAUCAUAGAAACUGCUCCUCUGAGUUUCCGAAGCCUACUAGGAGUACUUGGAAUUGAAGCUGCUCUUGACAGUCUGAUAAAGUUGCUUUGUGUAGAAAAUGACUAGCUCCCUGCUAGCAAGCAUGUAGGAAUAAGAUGUUCAGCUGAGGAACAUGUGAUCUAUGCUACAUAUGAACAUUUGCUCUUUUCCCAAUGAGAAACCACAUCCUUCAGACAUGCUUUUGUGUGUUUUAGUGGUAAAUUACACAGAACUCUCAUAGCAUAGAAAUAAAGCUUUUCAGAUAUGUUAAAAGCAACAUGCAUAGUGCUUUGAACAAGUAAG